Molecule: messenger RNA, 1099 nt
Organism: Pezoporus occidentalis (night parrot)
Lineage: Eukaryota; Metazoa; Chordata; Aves; Psittaciformes; Psittacidae
Gene: AASDHPPT
Product: aminoadipate-semialdehyde dehydrogenase-phosphopantetheinyl transferase
Exons: 6
Coding region: 77-883 (268 amino acids)
Cellular component (GO): cytosol
Molecular function (GO): magnesium ion binding; holo-[acyl-carrier-protein] synthase activity
Source: RefSeq, a predicted model, not a curated record
GAAGCGGGAGGGCAGCGCUGCUGUCUGACGGCGUUGGGGAGCGUGGCCCGCCCGGCCCUGUCGAUUUGCGGUGUCCAUGGGCAGCGUGCGUUGGGCCUUCCCCUGCGCCGCCUGGCGCCCCUGCCGCCAGGAGUGGCUGCUGGCGGCGCGGCUGGUGCAGCCCGAGGAGAAGGACCGCAUCGGCCAGUUUGUCUUUGCCCGCGAUGCCAAAGCCGCCUUGGCUGGUCGCCUGCUGAUGCGGAAAUUAAUUGCAGAGAAGUUGUGCAUACCUUGGAAUGAAAUACACUUGCAAAGGACAUCGAAAGGAAAACCUUUCCUGGCAAAUAACGUACUCAGUAUCUAUUCGAAUUACAACUUCAAUGUCUCUCAUCAAGGAGAUUAUGCAGUUCUUGCAGCUGAGCCUGAGCUUCAAGUUGGCAUUGAUAUUAUGAAGACUAAUUUGCCAGGCAGUAGCUCAAUUCCAAAUUUCUUUCACAUCAUGAAGAGACAGUUUACUGAAACAGAGUGGAGUGUAAUCAAGUCUAUGAGUAAUGAAUGGAUGCAGCUGGAUAUGUUUCAUCGGCACUGGGCCUUGAAGGAAAGCUUCUUAAAGGCUAUUGGAGUAGGAAUUGGCUUUAACUUACAAAGAAUUGAAUUUAAUGUGUCCCCACUGCAACUGGAAACAGGGAAGGUGUAUAAGGAGACAAAAAUGCUUCUGGAUGGAGAUGAAGAAGAAGAGUGGACAUUUGAAGAAACCCGGUUAGAUGACCAUCAUCACGUUGCAGUGGCCCUUGGGAAACAGGAGGGAUUUGUACAGAAGCAUUCUGAUGACAUAUUUAAAUUGCCAGUGGUGCUGCAUCUCAUCCUUUCUACAGGAAUACUGAUAAAUGUCUUUCUGAGGUGAAAAGAAGGUGGCCAUUGUUUCUAAAGACAAUUACCUAAGUAUUGUACAAAAAUCCAGGAGUUUUAAUUGUUGGCUUUCAUCAUCACUGUUACACACCUUAAAAUUAUUAAAGAAAGAACAGGCAUCAGGAGUUACUAUGAGAAGUCUUUGAAUCAAGAAAAGUCUCAAAGGCAUACUUGUCCACUGAUAAAUUUGUGAUCGCCUAAAUUUCAUUAG